UGUGUUUUGAGUGAGCUGCGUUCCAACUUGCAUCUUCGUUUUCCGUCUCUCCCUGUCUUUCUGUGUAUGAAGCUCCAAACUUUUGCCGACCCACAAUACAUCUCUUACAUUCAUACCUUGCUUCGCCCUUCUUUCCAUCAAAUGAAUGCCGACACCUCCGGAAAACGGUGCCGGGAAAUUCAACAUCGUCACGACGCCGAUGACGAGCCUUCGAUUCCAAGGGAAGGAACUCAGGAGAACGAAUUGAAGGGUAUUCUUACUUUGCUGAUGUUGCCGGACGAUCAUGAUGAGAAGCAUGAUGAUGACGAUAACCUCGACAAGGUCUCCUCCACCGAGGAUGAUCAGAAACCGAGCCUCAAGAGGAACGCUGAAUCCAUGCUAGAAUGUAACUCCUGUCUUCACGAUGAAUUUGAAAGAACAAAGCGAACUCGCAAGAGAAAGAAAUCCCGACGGGCAGUUUGUGAUGUAUCAGAGCUCAAAUCCGGAGCCGCAGAUAGUGGGCCUCGCCAUCAACGUAGGCUGUGGGUGAAAGAUCGUUCAGGGGCUUGGUGGCAACAAUGUAACCACCAGGAUUUUCCUGAACAAGAGUUCAAGAAAGCGUUUAGAAUGGGAAAAGCUACUUUCGAUAUGAUCUGCGAGGAGCUCAAUCCCGCGAUCGCGAAAGGAGACACAACUCUCAGAAAUGCAAUUCCUGUGAGGCAAAGAGUGGCUGUUUGUAUAUGGAGGUUAGCCACGGGCGAUCCUCUUCGUCUUGUAUCACAGAAAUUUGGUUUGGGCAUAUCAACUUGCCACAAGUUGAUUCUUGAGGUUUGUACGGCCAUAAGGUCUGUACUGAUGCGUAAGUACUUGCAAUGGCCUGAUGAAGUUACAACAAGGAACUUCAAAGCUGAAUUUGAAUCCAUCUCAGGAAUACCCAAUGUGGUGGGGUCCAUGUUUACCUCACAUAUCCCAAUAGCAGCUCCCAAGGUUAAUGUUACAGCUUAUUAUAAUAAGAAUCACACAGAGAGGAAUCAGAAAACUUCGUAUUCAGUUACAGUUCAGGGUGUCGUUGACCCAAGAGGUGUGUUUACAGAUGUUUCUAUUGGUUGGCCUGGUUCUAUGUCUGAUGAUGAGGUGUUACAGAAAUCUGCACUUUAUGAAAAGGCUAAUGGAGGACUUCUGAAUGGUAUGUGGAUUGUUGGGAGUUCAGGGUAUCCUCUAAUGGAUUGGGUUCUAGUGCCUUAUAGUCAGCAGAACCUGACUUGGACACAGCAUGCUUUUAACGAGAAGAUUGAAGAGAUUCGAAAAGUUUCAAAAGAUGCUUUUGCCAGAUUGAAAAGAAGGUGGGGUUGCCUGCAAAGAAGGACAGAAGUGAAACUACAAGAUUUGCCUCUUAUCCUUGCUGCCUGCUGUGUUCUGCAUAAUAUAUGUGAAUUUAAGAAUGAAGAAAUGGAUCCAGAGCUUAUGGUUGAACUUGUUGAUGAUGAGAUUGUGCCAGAUGUUGCUUUGAGAUCAGUAAAGUCUAUGAAGGCUAGGGACCUAAUUGCUCACAAUCUUUUACACCAUGGCCUUGCUGGCACUUCUUUUCUCUAGUCUCGUUUUUUUCUAUAGAUUGGUAUUGAAGUCAUUUACCAUUAUUUUUUUGUUUGGUCAAAGUCAUUUAUCUUGAUUAGAAGGGCUUUG
This is a messenger RNA of Neltuma alba, 1662 nucleotides long. Its product is annotated as protein ALP1-like. The record is from RefSeq and is a predicted model, not a curated record. Bases 67 to 1572 code for a protein of 501 amino acids. NCBI's taxonomy places the organism in Eukaryota, Viridiplantae, Streptophyta, Magnoliopsida, Fabales, Fabaceae. The transcript has a single exon.